Cyanistes caeruleus (blue tit) is the source of this 2396-nucleotide messenger RNA. It is a transcript of the gene TMCC3, whose product is annotated as transmembrane and coiled-coil domain family 3. Gene Ontology annotation, cellular component: endomembrane system. The record is from RefSeq and is a predicted model, not a curated record. Lineage: Eukaryota; Metazoa; Chordata; Aves; Passeriformes; Paridae.
CCGCGGCCGCGGGGCUGGUGCUUGGGCGGCCCUGGGCGGCACCGCGCCCGGCGCGGGGCAGCAGCAGCAGCAGCAGCAGCACAAGCACAAGCAUGCCGGGCAGCGACACGGCGCUCGCCGUGGACAGGACGUACUCGGACCCGGAGCGGCACCGGCGCCGCAAGACCAGGGUGGAAAGACAUGACAUGAAUACCCUGAGUUUACCACUUAACAUCCGCCGUGGAGGUUCUGAUACCAACCUGAACUUUGAUGUACCAGAUGGGGUCCUAGAAUUUCACAAAGUCAAACUCAAUGCAGACAGCUUGAAACAGAAAAUCCUCAAGGUUACGGAGCAAAUCAAGGUUGAACAAACAGCUCGAGAUGGAAACGUGGCUGAAUAUUUGAAACUGGUCAACAGUGCAGACAAGCAACAGGCUGGGCGCAUUAAGCAAGUCUUUGAGAAAAAGAACCAGAAAUCUGCUCACUCCAUUGCCCAGCUGCAGAAGAAAUUGGAACAGUAUCACAAAAAGCUCAAGGAUAUUGAACAAAAUGGAUCUUCCAAAGCUACCAAGGAUACUUCCAAAGAUAACUUGAAAGAUGCUCAACAUGGAAAGUCUCGUAGCACUGGGCACGGAACGGAGAGCAGCAAGUCGGGUGUGCCGGGUGUAUCUUUGACACCACCUGUCUUUGUUUUCAGCAAGUCCAGAGAGUUUGCCAACCUGAUCCGAAACAAAUUUGGUAGUGCGGACAACAUUGCUCAUCUCAAAAAUACUCUGGAUGAAUUUCGGCCAGAAACGAGUUCUAGAACCUAUGGGGGAAGUGCCACCAUUGUUGCCAAACCAAAAUAUGUUAGUGAUGAUGAAUGCUCAAGUGGGACCUCUGGAUCAGCAGAUAGCAAUGGGAAUACCUCCUUUAGUCCUGCUGUGGCAAGUACCCUGGACAGCCAAGGAAAGCUUUCCAUGAUUUUGGAGGAACUAAGGGAAAUCAAGGAGACACAGUCCCAAUUAGCUGAUGAUAUUGAGAAUUUAAAAACCCAAUUUAAAAGAGACUAUGGAUUUAUUUCUCAGAUGCUACAAGAGGAAAGAUAUAGAUAUGAAAGAUUGGAAGACCAGUUAAAUGACCUCACUGACCUUCAUCAAAAUGAGACAGCAAACUUGAAACAAGAGCUAGCCAGCAUAGAGGAGAAGGUGGCGUAUCAGGCCUACGAGCGAUCACGAGAUGUUCAGAGCAGUGAAAGGAAGCAGUCUUGUGUAAGGCACUGUGCCACACUCUCUGUGGUGACCUUGGUGCCUGGCCAGUCACUUGGUAAGCCAGUUCAACAUGCUGAAACAAUGAAGAACUGACCCAGCGAGGGAAAGCUGAUAGCUCUCUGGGUGUUUAUACACAGAGGUUUGGUUUGAAACAACUUACUGUGUGAUCAGGUGAGCAAUCUUGCUAUUGCAAGGAAAAUAUCUGGAGUUUGAGAGUGGAGAAGAAAGCAGGGAUGCUGGAGUGUUGGUUUUCUUUGCCAUACAGUGGUAAAAGAUUAUGUCAAGUUGCUGAAUCUCAUUAAAUGAUAGCUUUGCACCAUGUUACACAGUGGUGUCCAAAUCCCACCUCCAGCAAAAAGCUGGCAUUUUGGAAAAUAAGUGAAGCAGCUGGAAGUUUUUCUGUGUUUCUGUGCUUUGUGAGGGCUUAAGCAUGGUGAAAGUGUCUUUAGGAAGCAUUUUAUUCAAACUUUUAUUCCAUUCUCAAAUAGAAUUCUCAAAUAUUCUCAAAUAGAAAAGAAAGGUCUGAUUUCUUUAAAACAAAUUGUGAACUGGAAUAGAUCAUGUGAGAGAGAAUCCCAUAAAAGUAUCUCCACAGGUUGUUCCACUGUCUUCACACUGACAGAGGGAGAAGGCCAGAUCUCAGAAGGGACUCAAGCCCAACAUUGUAGGAUGGGGAGCUUUGAGAGCAAAAUUAACGUAGGCCACAGAGGCAGUGUAAAGCAAGUGCUACAUGUUGCAAAGUAGAUUUAAUUAGUAUCAUAACAAGCCCACACUAAUGUUUUCUAUAGAAUAUGCAAAGAAACGAAUUUUCUUGCUGUUUUGAUGCAGUGAUAGUUGCUAUGGCAACAGCUUCACUAGUACUUUGUAUCAACACUAUCUAUAGGAAACAACUGUCAUGAACAUUAAAGUUAUGAUACUUUUUCUCAAGCAUGAAAAAAGAACAAACCUACAUUUUGGAGAGUGUUGUUAGACUUGAUUAUGUCUGAGCAAACAGUGACACACUCAUGCAGACAUACAUGUGCAUUUAUUUUUUUAAAAGUUGGUGGUUCAUUGAAAUUUUAGCAGUCUAUAAUAAAUUACACUUCUAAUAUAGCUGAUGGAUGGCUCAGCAGCUAAAAUGUGAAGAAACAUUGAAUGGAAAUAUGGCUGCUCUAAUUCUUGUUUUCU